AUGCAGCGGGCAGGGGCUGUGCGCCUCCUGCCCAGAGGGAAAGUCUACAAACAGAUCUUUGAGGAUGAGGUUCGCUUAGUGCGCUCUUUGGAUGAAGUAAGGAACAAAACUAGGUUUUCUACAGAGAGUGAAAGGCUCGCUUUGGUUAGGGAGUCAGAAGCUUCUACUGAUGCCAGGCUACUACCGUGUUACCAGCAGACGUGGGUUGAAAGAACACCUCAUGACAACUCUGCAGAAAAACCACCGCUGUACAGAGAAGCCACAACAUCUCAAAAGGCAGCUGAGGAAGUCAGAGGCCUACCCGAUUUUGUUGUUCCUGAGGAACCGAAGAGUAAUAUCUUGGAACGCCUGUCGGAACGCCGGCGAGGCCGUCACGCUGAGGCACUGACCUCAAUGUAUCAUGAGCUCGCCUGCAUUGCCAGGGAGCUGGAACCCUUUGUUUUGGAGCAUGGAAAAUUCCUUCUGACAAAACUGAUGGAAUCUGAUAGAAAAAUCGAACUUCUGUUUAAAAAGAUUGAGUUUGACACUACUCUGGAAGGUUUCUCAAUGGAAGGCUUGGAAGAUCUGUGGAAUAUCAUCCAUCAGGAAUCCUUGACCAGAAGGAAGUGGAUUAGGGAAGUGGAUGAAUCCUUAAAAAUGGUUGAAUGGAGUCGAGCUGAUAAAAUAACAGACGUACUGAGGAAGUAUACUGUGAUACUGGAGGAAAUUUCUUUCUUCUUGUCAGCUGAUGUUUACAGGUUCAUGAAUGAUGAGGCUAUGAUGAUUAACAGAGCACUGUUGGCUAAUCGGAGGGCAAUUGCCAAGCUGUUCUUUAAUUUAAUGAAAUCAGAGAUGAAGAGGGAAUUAUCACAACGAUUGAAAUGGCAAGACAAAGUCAAGGACUGGCAGCUCAUCCAAAAGAACUCUUUAGUUCACAGUUUCAGAGAAUUUAUGGCAAAUGAAGAAAUACAGAAUCCCCCAACUGUGAAAACAGAAAUGGAAAAUAUGAUAACGGAGCAAAUUUUACUUAGUGAAAGGAGACUGGAGUUAUUGCAGCAACUUGGUAAUCUGUUACCUCCAACACACACGAAAGCUGAUGUAAAUGAAUGGUACAGAUCUUUGGUGAAUUUAAACAAAAGUAUAGAUACCCACAAUGUGCAGUGUAUGAUGAAAAUACACAUCCAGUACGAGACGGUCCUGCAAAAAUGUUUGGCAGAAAUGGAGUUAUGCAAGAAUAACCUGUUGAAGUUUUGCACCAAAAAGGAGGCUGAAGAAACAGUGAAUUCUGAGAUACUUGAGUUGACUGAGAAACUGAAAAGUCUGUUUGAAGAAGAACUGGAGCAUAUGGGUAGAGACUUUGAGGAGCUGGCUAAACACAAUGAGCAGAAUUGUAGAGAUUUGUGCAGCUAUUUUCAGGAGGCCAUGGAUCUCUGGGAUGCCCAUCAACUCAAACUGUCCCAGCAGAAAGGUGAACUUCAGAAGAAAUUAGAUGAAUGCAGACGGAAACAGGAUAACUUAAUGCAGAUGAUGGAAGAUGAUCUGGAUAAAAUUUUGGACGAAAUGAGAACAGCGAGCUCUGAAGAAAAACUGAAUCAAUAUUUGAAGAAUGCCCUUUGUUUUUUAGAUGACAUUAGAGCUAGGUAUGAGACAUUCAACCAAGUUCUAAUGGAUACAGUAAUGACUUACCCAGAAGCUAUUUUGCAGGAGUUGGUUUCCUAUAGUAUCUCCAUCAGCCAAUAUUUUAAUGUAAAGGAAAUCUUCAAACAGAACUUGCAAGGGGAGAUAGACUUUGCAUUUCAAGAUCAAGUUGAGGCUUCAGAAGCUGAACGUCUGGUGGAGCAGCAAGCUAAGUGCAGUAUGCAAGAAAAUGAAGGACAGCAAGAGGUGGAUAGUCAUCAACAAGAAAAGGGGGAAUCAAACACGGCUGAGAAUGAGAAGAUCUUUGCUCAGGAAACGGAAGAAACAGAAUAUGGGGGGAGUAUUCCUCAUGAAAGUGAAGAAACUGAGCAUGCAGGACAGGAGGUAAGCUUUACACAGGUUAUGUUCAACACCAGAAAGGCAGAAAGCUCUGAAAUUGCUGUUGAGUCCUUCUCCACUUCUAGUGGAAGCACUUACACAGUUCGGGGAGUUGAAGAGGCAGGAAAGACCGACAUCCCAGAGACUUAUUUUACAAAAUAUGAAAAAAAAGAAUCACUUCCUAUGUACUUGAAAGAUGUACUUAUCAAAGAAACCAAGUUUGUAGAGCUGAAGAAAUGGAUUCGCCUCUGUUUUUUUGAACACUUGGAGAAAUGGUUUGCAGAGUCCUUAUCCAAGUCCUCUCUUGUGGUAGCUGCCAAGAAAGAGGAGCUGAAUUCAGAACUUCAGCUGCAUCUUCACUUGCACCGACGAAGGCAGGAGGAUAUAGAGAGAAACAUCUACAACAUUAGAGCUACGGAACUGCAGCUUCACAAGGAGCGUCUGGAGAACCACUGUGCUGGGGUGGUGGAAGCUCUGAAAAAGAAGAGAGCUGAAUUUGUCAAAUUUUGUGAUGGGCAAAAUAACAUCAGCAAAAACUUACAUUCACAAAUCUGUGACAUGGAAUCUGUCCUCCUCAGUGCUCCUAUGACUGAGAAGUAAAACAAUCUGCGCUCUGAGCUAGAUGAUGAUCUGGAAAUGAUCCAUGUUUCCCUGAGAAGUUACCAGAAAUAUUUGGAGGAAGCUUUACGAAAAUUAAGGAAUUCAAAUGUGGAUUUUCUCAGGGCUUGCAGAUUAUUUUUGCAGGGAGGUAACUUUUCUCCUGAGGAGGUAAAGUCUUUCAGCAGCUGUCUUCAGGGAGAAAGUAAGCGUAUUGACUCUUUCGAACGUUUAAUCAAGACAGAUCUGGAGAAAGUGGAAUCACGCUGCUUGCAGCAGGCUACUGAACUUAUCAACCAGUCUGAAAAAAAGUUCCAUUCUCUCUUUAUGAAUCGAGUCUUUAUGGAGAAGAUCCGACGAUUUUUGACAAAUCUACACGUGCAAAUCAAAUCAGAGGUAGCAAAAUCCAAUUUACAGGCAGUGACAUUAAACUCUCAUCUGGAGAAGCUCCAUCAGAAGAUAGAUGCUUAUGCUCAUCCUACUGCAGUUACAGAAGCUUUGACAUCUGAAGAGUGGUAUGAUUUUGCCAAAGAAGUGUUGAAAGAACUGAAAAAGAGGAGCCAGUAUCUUGACUGCUUGCUAGUAAAAGCAAUGAGGCCGCAUGAUAGUGAGGACUUUACCCCUCUUGCAACGGAUGUGACGUUACAAGGUCCAAUUGCUGUUGCCAUUCGAAAAGAAUCUGUCAGAGACGUGAAGGAAUUGAUGGUGAUGGGGCUGGAUCCUACCAAAUACCCUUUGUUAAAUCCAAGCAGAAUGGGAAAGUCUGCACUUGAUGAUUUAUCAAUAAGUGUUAUCAAAAAUUUACUUGAAAUUCCACCAUCCAGAAAAUUUUCAGUCUUAAAUCAGGAGAGAAAAGAUCGUUCGCAUUCAUUAAGACCAGGUGUCAAUUCUUCUCAUAUUAAGAAGAAUUCUCACUUAAGUGUAUCUGAUUAAGGUCAUCGGAAGUCUGCACCUCAGAUCACCAGGAAGUCAUCUUUUAAGAAAAGGAUGUCAAGAGGAAGGAUACAGGUCACCAAACCAGAUCUUGGUGAUGAGAGAUUGCAGAUAUUUGGAGAGAAGCCUCCAGAAUCUGAUACUUUUAAGGGGAUUAUUAUGAACAUUCUCUGGACGGGUAAUAACAGCUUGCUCUCUCUUGCUGAGGAGUUCUACAAAAAAGAGAACCCUAAAAUCAUGAUGCCUGCAGAUCUCCCACAGACAUUUGGACAUUGUGCAGAGAUGCUCAAACAGAAUCUAUUGUCGUACCAAAGUCAAACAGAUGAUUACUACAAUUUCUGUCUUAUAGAAUUUCAGGAUCAGUUGCAGAUGUUUGAGAAGGGGCUCCCUUAUGUCUCCCAGAUGGCAAUUGAUAGUCUUUUAAAAGAACACGAGCAGAAGCUCAGCCAUUCCACCGAUCAGAUCCGACACCUCUUUGAUAAACAGCUGGAAGACUGGGAGAAUCUCAAGGCUGUGCACAAGAAUCAAUUACGUCCCUCUCUGGGACAUCCAGAGAACUCACCUCACCUGGACGCUUUGUGCCAAGCAGAAAUAAAAAGGCAAAAAGACCAAGCUGAUGGUACUCACCUCAACAGGCAGAUGCUGCAGGACUGUGCUGCUGAGUGUGCUCAGAACUUUGUUUCUGCACUAGCUGCCUUCACUGAAAAGCUGCUUCUGGAAUUAGAUGAAAGUGUCUCAGUUAAUGAUGUACAAGUAGCGAAAACUGAAAUACCAAAAGAGAAGACAUCCACUUCAACCCGUCAUAAACAAGCAGGACUUCCUCUGGAAAGCUGUGAAGUUAAACAGUUAAUUGACCCUGGGAGCAGGACUUGGCCCGGAAUACCCAGGACUACUCUUACAGACAAUUCAGACUAUGUUCUUUGCAGAGAAACUGCAUCAAUUACAACAGCAAAGACUACGCCGGGCCAUGUAGCAGCAGUAGAAGCAAGAGAUGCUGUAUAUGAGAAAUACAAAUGUAAACUUGAGCAGCAGUUUGCCCAGAUCAAGGAAGAAAGUACAGCUCAGCUGCGGGCAAUUCAGCAUUGGGAAGAUUGGUGGAAACAAUCCAUCCAGAAGAUUAAGCAACUCUAUGCAUGAGCUCAGUCACAUCUUGCUGAUGUCCUUCUGAUCAUUGUUGGUGUAAACUGGCAAGUUUGUACUAAUAUCAGUGAUUUAGUCCAACAGGAUUUUCUGGUUUGGUUUUUUUUUUUUUAAUUUCUGCUGCACUGAACAAGUGCAAUGGUGAAAGGAGGUAUUUUUUUGCCUCUUGAAACAAAAAAUCCUGACGAAUGUGCUGUAAAUGAAAUGUAGACUCUGUGCAGCGCUUCCUAGUCAGAUCUCAGCCAGAAUAAAGUUAACUCAUAUGGUGCUGGCUGUAAAAGGAGAAUCUGAAAAGCUAGAAGCCCACACAGUGAAUUUGUACUGAAGUUCAUGUUCAAGACCUGGGCAUGAUUGAAUGUGACUGUUUCACAGUCUGAAGUUACAAUGGUUAAAUGCAGCCUUUUUAAUAAUGGAGUCCAGCAAGGAAACCUUUUCUUCAACACAGAUUAAACCCUUCCCACAGAUAUCCUAUCUUUCUUCACGUUCUGAACAACAUACAGCUUGCUACUUCAGUUCUAGAAAUCUGAAAUACAGGUUUAGCAAUCUGAAAUAGUUGAUCUGCAAAGAAUAUUUUCCACAGACUGGUCUACAAGUGAGGUAUUUAUCUGCAGUCCAGAGUGCUUUCCAAGGCAGGGCUUGAAGAUAAAGUACUGCUUUGUUCUGGGAGGUCAAGCAAGUUCAUUUAGGAGUAACGCAGCUACUUUCAACCAUAUUGCUUUUAAAAAAACUCUCUGAACAAAUUCAAGGAACCUGAGUAACUACUAAAACUGCAUUAGCCUUUUUUCCAUUUGUUAGGAGAUUCUGUCACUAACUGCAACCACAUCUAUUUCAUUCUUGUUUGCAUUGAUUGUGAACCCCAGAGUUGUAAAUCAGUUGAGGACAAAUACGGUAAAAGUCAAUGAGAUGUUUUUAGAUGCAAGGAGAGGUUCUGAACUCA
Messenger RNA from Calidris pugnax (ruff), 5602 nucleotides. It is a transcript of the gene CCDC180, whose product is annotated as coiled-coil domain containing 180. Lineage: Eukaryota; Metazoa; Chordata; Aves; Charadriiformes; Scolopacidae. The transcript is spliced from 37 exons. The record is from RefSeq and is a predicted model, not a curated record.